AUGAUCCCCUUCACCCCCUCCCUCUCCAGCACAAUCUCCUCUCCACAAGGAACAUACCACUACUCCUUCUCCCGUCUAGGCCCCUACCUCUCAACCAUAAGUUCCGACGACCAAAUCCGCGUAUUAGAUCCCACAACCCUUUCAGUAAUAACCUCCACAACUUCCCCUUCCCACCCGGAAGGUGUAACCUGUCUAUCAUGUCUUGACGAAAACGACCCAAACCUAUUAUUUACAGCUGGGAGAGAUGGGACCGCGAAAUUAUGGGAUUUGAGACAGGGGAUGGGGAGAGCUGUGGCCGUGUUUAGAAAGAAUGGAGAUCCUAUAUUGUCUUUGGCGGUUUGUAAGAACAGGGGGCUUUUAGCUGUUGGGACUGAGUUGACGGGGACGGCGGCUGAGGUUGUUGUUUGGGAUCUUGAAGGUCGAGAGAAAAUGUCUUAUGUAGAAUCGCAUAACGACGAUGUCACUCAGCUCGCCUUCCACCCUUCAAUCUCCUCCCUCCUCCUCUCCGGUUCAACAGACGGUCUAAUAAACAUCUACAACAUGACAAUCCCCGAAGAAGACGACGCCCUCCACCAAGUAAUAAACCACGGUUCCUCAAUCCACCACGCCGGUUUCCUAAACGACUCCACAAUAUACGGUCUAUCCCACGACGAAAGCCUAUCCGUUUACAAACUCGCAGACCCGAAUGAUGACGUUGAAGAACCCAGACCGGUGGUAUUCGGUGAUGUAAGACAGAAAUUGGGCUGUGAUUAUGCUGUUGAGGUGUUAUUACGGGGUAGGGAGAGUGCUGGAACUGGUAUUUUGGCCGUGGGUUCUCAUAGUGAAGGAUGGAUUGAUUUGCAUUCUUUGAAUGUGGAUAGGACGGGGACUUGGGCGUUGGGAGGGGAGGACGUGGUUAGGUUGGUGGGUGGGCAUAGAGGGGAGGUUGUCAGAUGUCUGUACUUGGAUGAUGUGAAUGCAGUGGUGUUUACUGGUGGAGAGGAUGGACUGGUAAAAGCCUGGAGGCCGAGUUCUUGA
Orbilia oligospora ATCC 24927 is the source of this 1017-nucleotide messenger RNA. RefSeq lists its product as uncharacterized. The record is from RefSeq and is a predicted model, not a curated record. Gene Ontology annotation, molecular function: protein binding. NCBI's taxonomy places the organism in Eukaryota, Fungi, Ascomycota, Orbiliomycetes, Orbiliales, Orbiliaceae. Bases 1 to 1017 code for a protein of 338 amino acids. The transcript is spliced from 4 exons.